Strongylus vulgaris is the source of this 414-nucleotide messenger RNA. The record is from the annotation of a GenBank genome assembly. Lineage: Eukaryota; Metazoa; Nematoda; Chromadorea; Rhabditida; Strongylidae.
AUGAAAGAAUGUGGAUUCAAGGAAUUUUGUGACAAUAACAUCUAUUCGCAUUUUCUUUGUUUGUUCUUGAACAUUCAAGCCCGUCGCACUUUUUUCAGUUACAAUGCUGCUACUUACAAUCAACGUGUCAACUUAACGAUUUUCUCCGAGGGACUUUGUCCUAUGUGUAAUGAGUGGUUUACAAAUCAUGUUUAUCCCAAAGUCUACAAGAACUUUGCUGACUUUAUCAACAUUGAAUAUGUGCCCUAUGGUAAUGCAUGGUAUAAAAAUGGAACGAUAACUUGUCAACAUGGAGAGUUAGAGUGCCGUAUUAAUCGUUACUUUUCCUGCAUAAUCGACGUUAUGGGGAAACAGGAUGUGUAUAUACCAUUUCUACAUUGCCUAGAUGAUUUACUCAUUGUAAGAGUGUUUUGA